Molecule: messenger RNA, 876 nt
Organism: Manihot esculenta (cassava)
Lineage: Eukaryota; Viridiplantae; Streptophyta; Magnoliopsida; Malpighiales; Euphorbiaceae
Exons: 2
Coding region: 1-876 (291 amino acids)
Source: RefSeq, a predicted model, not a curated record
AUGUGCAAGGUAUUCCCAACGACGUUAUUAGGCCCAGCAAGAGCAUGGUUUAAUAACCUGGAGGCUGGGAGCAUCAACAGUUUCGGAGACUUGGCCACUCGCUUUAUCAGCCGCUUCAUUGCUGGUGUUCCUGCCGAUAGGAAAACGAGCUACUUGGAAACAAUCAGGUUUGCUAGGGGAUUGACGGAUAAAGGAAAAGCACCGGAGGAAAAGAGGCUAGAGAAACACGAGAGAAAGCACGGUAGAAGGCCUGAGCCCUAUAAACAGCCUUGGGAGCGCAGAGAUCAAAGACCCCUCCCUUCUCAGGAUCCAGUACAAAGAUCACGGCCCUCCUGGGUCCCGGAGAAGCCGACCCCGCUCAAUGCCUCAAGGGCCGAGGUACUUAUAGCCGUACAAGAUAAGGAGUUCUUACAGUGGCCCAGGCCCCUAAGAGCUGAGGCAGACCAACGAAAUCCUGACAAGUACUGUCAGUACCAUCGCACUCACGGCCACGAUACCAAUAACUGUUUUCAGUUGAUUGCCGAGAUCGAGAGGUUAAUAAAGAGGGGUCACCUCAAGAACUUCGUGAAGAAGCCGGAAGGGCAGAGGCCUCCGCCAACUCCGACAGUCCAUACGCCGCGAAGAGCGGGAGCCAACCCCGCAAAUGAUGGGUCCAGCGGAACCAUCCAUAUGAUUGUAGGAGGCACGGGGGGUCGGAUGAGCCGACGGGGAAAAAAGAGGAGCAGAGAAGAAGGAAACAGUAACGCCGAGGUCAUGCAAGUCGUUGAACACUCUUCAACAACCAUCUCUUUCUCUUCGGAAGACGCUCGGGACAUUCAGAUGCCCCAUGAUGAUGCCCUCGUCAUCGAGGCCAUCAUCCACAACUAUAAGGUAUAG